Messenger RNA from Wallemia mellicola CBS 633.66, 1035 nucleotides. RefSeq names its product S-adenosyl-L-methionine-dependent methyltransferase. Lineage: Eukaryota; Fungi; Basidiomycota; Wallemiomycetes; Wallemiales; Wallemiaceae. Gene Ontology annotation, molecular function: protein methyltransferase activity. The record is from RefSeq and is a predicted model, not a curated record. The transcript is spliced from 4 exons. Bases 1 to 813 code for a protein of 270 amino acids. Gene Ontology annotation, biological process: protein methylation. Gene Ontology annotation, cellular component: mitochondrion.
AUGAGAGUGACAUAUCUAAGGAAUUAUAUGAGAAGGAUAUCGCCAUUUGACAAGUUGUCUGCUAGAUUGGGUUUAGAGGAUGCACACAAUGAAUUGAGGUGGAUCAAGCAAUCUUCUUCUAAUCCUAGAGAAGUCGAUAGAAUGAUAGAAGAACGUGUUAAAGGGAAGCCAUUGCAGUAUAUCCUAGGUGAUCAGCCAUUCUUGGACACGACAAUAAAAGUAAAGCCACCUGUCCUUAUACCACGCCCAGAGACAGAAUAUUGGACUAAUGAGCUCAUUCGGCGGCAUAAAGAUAAGACUAAUUUACGUAUAAUCGAUCUAUGCACUGGAUCUGGUUGUAUUGCCAUUAACUUAGCCAAGGAGUUACGGAAUUCGACCGUUAGAGCGUAUGAUAAGUCAGACGACGCCUGUGAACUAACAAAAGAGAACGCAAAAUUGAAUUUAACAGUCGAUCAACUAUCACGUUUUGAAGUUAUAAAAAGAGAUAUAAUGACGCAUCAAUUUGAUGAUAAAUUUGAUAUACUAACCAUGAAUCCACCGUAUAUCACGAAGACUGACUAUCAGGCACUCGAUAAGAGCGUCAGAGAAUGGGAAGACGUCGAUGCAUUGUUAGCAAAAUCUAAUGAUGCAGGAAUAGAAUUUUAUAUGCGCGUGAUUGAACAACUAUUGCGUUCAAAUCUAAAAGGUGAAAUUUGGUUUGAAGUUGGUUAUAAUCAAGCGGAUUUGGUGUCUAAAUUGGUAGAUAAUUGUUCUAUUGAGCGUAUAAAGGAUCCAUUUGGUGAUUUCGAUAGAGCUAUAAUAUUGUAUUUAUAAAUUUGACCAAGCUUCUUGCUUCUUUUGAUUGCGUACUUUUGCUUUCUCUUGAUUACGCUUCGUUCUAUCUAUUCUCUCAUCUCUGAGGCAUUUACCGAGUUGUUUAUCAAUAUCCUGGCAGCCUCCUAGUAUUCUGAACAUCCAACCACCUUCUUCUCUACACUCGUAUAGCUGUCGUAUAAUAUCACCACAGGCUGGUUGCUUCGCAUCUGUGUAUAAAUG